Molecule: messenger RNA, 11037 nt
Organism: Propithecus coquereli (Coquerel's sifaka)
Lineage: Eukaryota; Metazoa; Chordata; Mammalia; Primates; Indriidae
Gene: SPTBN5
Product: spectrin, beta, non-erythrocytic 5
Exons: 68
Biological process (GO): actin cytoskeleton organization
Cellular component (GO): cortical actin cytoskeleton; cell junction; cell projection
Molecular function (GO): actin filament binding
Source: RefSeq, a predicted model, not a curated record
AUGGGCAGCCCCUGCAGUGGGAGGCCCAGACACAGAGCUCUGGUUCCCCCCAGUCCAGGCCCCACCAUGGACUGUGAGUAUGAGAUGGGCCACGUCCGUAAGCUGCAGGUACGGCACAUGCAGAUGCAGGAAAAGACUUUCACCAAGUGGAUCAACAACAUCUUCCAGCAUGGCCAGGUGGGCAUCAGGAUCCAGAACCUGUAUGCGGAGCUGGCGGAUGGCACCCACCUACUGCGGCUGCUGGAGCUCAUCUCAGGGGAGGCCCUGCCACCCCCAAGCCAGGGCCGCAUGCGUGUGCACUUCCUUGAGAACAGCAGCCGAGCUCUGGCCUUCCUCAGGGCCAAGGUGCCAAUACCCCUCAUCGGGCCAGAGAACAUCGUGGAUGGAGACCAGACGCUCAUCCUGGGGCUCAUCUGGGUCAUCAUUCUGCGUUUCCAGAUUUCCCACAUCACCCUGGACAGGGAGGAGUUCGGGGCCAGCGCAGCCCUGCUAUCUGCCAAGGAAGCUCUGCUGGUCUGGUGCCAGCGGAAGACAGCCCGCUACAGCAACGUGAACAUCAUCGACUUCUCCCGCAGCUGGAGCGAUGGGCUGGGCUUCAACGCCCUCAUCCAUGCCCACAGGCCAGACCUGUUGGACUACAGCUCCCUGACUCCAGACCGGCCACUGCACAACCUCGCCCUUGCUUUCCAUGUGGCUGAGCGGGAGCUGGGCAUUGCUCAGCUGCUAGACCCUGAGGACGUGGCGGCCCCGCAGGCCGAUGAGCGCUCCAUCAUGACCUACGUCUCCCUCUGCUACCACUGCUUCUCCCGCCUGCAGCGCGGGCAGACCAUCCAGAGGAGACUCACUAAGAUCCUGCUUCAGCUCCAGGAGACAGAGGCGCUGCAGACCCAGUACGAGCUGCUGGUGGCCGACCUGCUAUGCUGGAUUGCAGAGAAGCAGGUGCAGCUGGAGGCACAGGAUUUCCCAGACACCCUGCCUGCGGUGCGCCAGCUACUGGUGGCCUUUGCCUCCUUCCGCACCCAGGAGAAGCCACCUCGGCUGCAGCAGCGAGGGACCGCUGAGGCCCUGCUCUUCCGGCUGCAGACAGCACUCCGAGCCCAGAACCGCAGGCCCUUCCUGCCUCGUGAGGGCCUGAGCCCAGUGGAGCUCUCCCAGCGCUGGGCAGGGCUGGAGCGGGCAGAGGCCACACGGAGCCAGGCUCUGCAGCAGAGGCUACUGCAGCUGGAGCGGCUGGAAACCCUGGCCCGGCACUUCCAGCGCAAGGCAGCCCUCCGGGAGAGCUUCCUAAAGGACGCAGAGCAGGUGCUGGAGCAGGCCAGAGCCCCACCAGCCAGCCCAGCCACAGUGGAGGCGGCCAUCCAGAGGCUGGGCAUGCUGGAGGCUGGCAUCCUGCCCCAGGAGGGGCGCUUCCAGGCCCUGGCCGAGAUUGCAGACAUCCUCCAGCAGGAGCAGUACCACAGCUGGGUAGAUGUGGCCCGUAGGAAAGGAGAGCUCACCCUGCGCUGGCAGAGGCUCCUUCAGCGCCUACAGGGACAGAGGAGGCAGGUGGCAGGCAUGCAGGCUGUGCUGAGCCUGCUGCAAGAGGUGGAGGCCGCCUCUGACCAGCUCAAGGAGCUACAGGUGCUGGCCAGCUCCACCGCCUGUGGGCAGCAGCUGGCAGAGACAGUGGAGCUGCUGCAGAGGCAUGACCUGCUGGAGGCCCAGGUCUCAGCCCAUGGAGCCCACGUGAGCCACCUCGUCCACCAGACCACAGAGCUGGACUCCUCCCUGGGCGCCGCUGUGGAGGUGCUGCAAGCCAAGGCCACGGCUCUGGCCCAGCUCCACCAGCGCCUGGUGGCUCUUGCCAGAGCACGGCGGGGGCUCCUGGAGCAGACCCUGCAGAGGGCAGAGUUCCUACACAGCUGUGAGGAGGAGGACGCCUGGCUGCGGGAGCGCACGCGGCUGGUGGAGAACGCAGCCCUGGGCCGGGACCUCGGCCAGAUCGCAAACGCCCUGCAGAAACACAAGGCUUUGGACGCCGAGCUCCACCGCCACCACGCCGUGUGCGCGGAACUCGUGCGGAGGGGGCGCGACCUCGGCGCCCGCGGGUCCCCAACGCAGGGGGAUCUUUGGGAACGCGCGGAGGCGGUGCAGGGCGAGUGGCAGCUGCUCCGGACCCGGGUGGCGUGGCGGGGCGCGCGACUGCAGACAGCCCUGCUGGUCCGGCAGUACUUGGCCGACGCUGCAGAAGCGACCUUGUGGCUGCGCGAGCAGCGCUCUUCGCUGGAGAGCCGGCCUUGCGGGCAGGACCAGGCGGCUGCCGAGGCCCUGCUGCGGCGCCACGUGCGGCUGGAGCGCGCUGUGCGGGCCUUCGCCUCCGAGCUGCGGCGACUGGACGAGCAGGCGCGGGCGGCCGCGGCCCGGGCGUCGCUCACGGUGAUGUCUGCCCUAAGCCCUCCCGGAGAAAGCCUCAGGAACCCAGGGACCUGGAGUGAGGCUUCCUGUCACUCUGGCCCCAGCAUCGCCUGGAAGAUGGCCUUCCCAGCUGAGCUUGACCCUGACCUUGACGCCAACACCAUACUCCAAACACAGGAUUGCUUGAGCCAGGACUAUGAGGGGCUGCGGGCCCUGGCAGAGCUCCGCAGGGCCCGCUUGGAGGAGAUGGUGGCCCUGUUUGGCUUCUAUAGCUCCUGUGGGGAGCUGCAGUCAUGGCUGGAGGAGCAGACGGCACUGUUCCAAACACUGCAGCCCCAGCCCGACAACCUGGAGGUCACGCAGCUGAAAUACGAGAACUUCCUCAGGGCCCUGGCCGUGGGAAGGGGCCGCUGGGCUGAGGUCAGCAGCUCUGCUGAGCAACUGAAGCAGAGACGUCCUGGGGACGCCACAAAAAUCCAGCAGCAACAGGAGGAACUGAGGCGGAGGUGGGGGCAGCUAGAGGCCCUGAAGGAGGAGCGGGCCACCCAGCUGGCACGCGCAGCGGAAGUAUGCAGUGUUCUGCAGCAGUGUGGACCCACACGGGCCCAGCUGCAAGACGUGAUACUCAAGCUGGAAGCCCUGCAGCCGGGGAGCUCAGGGGACACCCACCACACCCUGCACCUGGCCCAGCAGAGGAUCCUGGUGCUGGAGAGGCGGAUCCAUGGCCUUCAGAGGGUGGCCGUAAAGGCCGAGGAGCCAGGCCCCACAGAGAGCCGGUCCCUGCACGAACAGGUGGAGACGCUGCAGGGGCUGCUGAAGCGAGCACAGGGACAAGAGGCCCAAUGGGCCCAGGUCCAGGCCGAGGCUUGGGCCCGGCAAAACGUCCUGCAGGAGAGCCGGCUGCUGCGGCUGUGGGCAGAGAGCCUCCAGGCUCAGCUGAGCAGUAAGGAGGAGCCGGUGGACAUGGCCUCGGCCCAGCGGCUGCUGGGGGAGCACCAGGACCUGUGGGAGGACAUCCGCCUGCAGCAGGAGAGCCUGCGGCAGCUGGAGGCUCAGAGCCAGCCUGUGGCAGCCCUGGACUCCCCAGACACCCAAGAGGUGGCCAGUGCUCUGAGGCUGCUGGGCCAGCAAGGCCGGGAGCUGCAGGCUGCGUGGGAACAGAGGCAGCGGCGGCUGCAGGAAGGGUUGGAGCUGCAGAGGUUUGGCCGAGAAGUGGAUGGUUUCACCGCCACCUGUGCCAACCACAAGGCCUUCCUUGACCUGGACAACCUCGGGGAGGACGUGCAGGAAGCCCAGAGCCUGCUGCAGCAGCAGCGGGAGUUUGGGCAGCUCCUGGGCACCCUGGGCCCUCGGGCAGAAGCUCUGCAGGCACAUGGAGAGAAGCUGGUUCAGAGCCAACACCCUGCUGCACACAAGAUCAGAGAGCAGCUGCAGGAUGCCCAGGCGCAGUGGACCAGGCUCCAGGAGAGGAGUGAGCAGAGGAGGCGGCAGCUGCUGGCUUCCCUCCAGUUCCAGGAAUGGAAGCGGGAUGUGGCGGAGCUGGUGCUGUGGCUGGAGGGGAAGGUGCUGACCGCAGCGGAGGAGCCCUCCCGAGCACCCAGCAACAUCCCACAGAAACUCAGGCGGCACAAAGCAGCCAAGAGCGAGCUGCUGGCCAACCGUGGACACAUGGAGCAUCUGCAGCAGGUUGGGCAACAGCUGCUGAGCAGCACGCCCCAUGGCCAAGAGGACAUACAGUCCAGGCUGCAGGGCCUGAGCAGCAAGUGGGAAGAGCUGAACCGCAAGAUGGCAGAGUGUGGGGACAAGCUCCGGCAGGCAAGACAGCAGGAGCAGCUCCUGAGGCAGCUGCAGGAUGUGAAGGACAAGAUGGAGCAGCUCGAGGGGGCCCUGCAGAGCGCAGAAAUGGGGCAGGACCUGUGCUCGAGCCGCAGGCUGCAGACACGGCACAGCCAACUGGAAAGCAAGAGCCGGGCACUGGUCGGCCAGCUGGCUGCCCUUGUCUCCCAGGCCCAUCGUGUGGUCGCUUCCCAGGCUGUCCUGGAGGAGACCCAGAAGUACCUCCAGAGGUCUGAGUCCCUGCAGGAACAUCUGGCCACCCAGUGCCUGCAGGUACAGGCCUCAGUCGAGAUGUACCAGUUCUGCCACCUGAGCACCAUGGAGCUCACAUGGGUGGCUGAGCACAUGCCCCGCGGCAGCCCUACCCGCCACGCCAGGUGCUUGGGUAGCGCCCAGAGCCUUCUCUGCAAGCACAGGGGGCUCCAGGCUGAGGUGAAAGCUCACUGGGGCCAGGUGCAGCGGGUGCUGGGUGCUGGGCAGAGCCUGGGAGCCUCAGGGCACCCUCAAGCCCAGCACAUCACGGAGCAGUGCCGGAAGCUGGAAGGCCGCUGGGCAGAGCUAGAGCAGGCCUGUGAGGCGCAGGCCUGGAGCCUGAAGCAGGCUGUCACCCUCCAGCAGUACUUUCUGGACGUGUCAGAGCUGGAGGGCCGGGUGGAGGAGAAGUGGCCACUGGUGAGCAGUCAGGACUGUGGCAGGGAUGAGACAGCCACCCUCAGGCUCGUUAAGAAGCACCAGGCCCUGCAGCAGGAGCUGGCUCUGUAUUGGAGCUCCAUGGAGGAGCUUGACCAGAGGGCCCAAACCCUCGCUGGCCCUGAAGGCCCUGAGCAGCUGGGUGUGGCGCAGAGGAGGCUCCGGGAGAGGCUGCGGGCGCUGCAGGAGUUGGCAGCCGAACGGGACCAGGAGCUGAAGAGGACCCUGAAGCUGCAUGAGUUCAUGAGGGAGGCUGAGGACCUGCAGAGCUGGCUGGCUUGCUGGGCACAGGUGGCCAAAGGAGCAGAGGACCUCGGAGAGGACCCUGAGCACGUCUUGCACCUCUGCACUGAAUUUGCCAAGUUUCAGCGCCAGGUGGAGAUGGGCGGCCAGUGGGUGGCAGCCUGCAGGCAGCUGGCAGAGAGCCUGCGGGAAUGUGGGCACAGCGCCGCCCCCAAGGCCCAUCAGAGGCAGCAGGAGCUGCAGGCCACCUGGUCGGAGCUGUGGGAGCUGGCCCAGGCCCGAGGCCACCUGCUCCAAGAUGCUGAGACAACCCUCAGAGUUCACAGAGAUCUGUUGGAAGUCCUCACCCAGGUCCAGGAAAAAGCCACGAGCCUCCCCAGUGACGUGGCCCAGGACCUGCGUGGGGUGGAGGCCCAGCUGAGGAGACACGAGGAGCUGGAGCGUGGCCUCACAGGCACUGAGCAGCAGCUGCAGGAGCUGCUGGAGACCGCAGACAGGGUGCAGACGCUGAGUCCGGGGCCGCAGGCCCAGGCCAUGCAGCAGAGGCAGCAAGCUGUGAUGCAGGCCUGGGCGGCCCUGCGGCAGGGCAUGGAGCAGCGCAGGACCCGGCUGGAGGGGGCGUGCCUCCUGGCCCGCUUCCGCACAGCAGUGCAGGACUAUGUCUCCUGGGCAGCCAGUGUGCGGCAGGAGCUGCAGGUGGAGGAGAACUCCCAGGAGCCCAGCAGCGGCCCACUAAAGCUCAGCGCCCACCAGCAGCUGCGGGCAGAGCUGGAGGCCCAGGAGGAACUGCAGCGGCGGGCCGCCCAGCUGGGCCAGCAGGUGCUUUUGGCUGCAGGGACACCUGCCAAGGAGGUCCAGGAAGGGCUGCAGGCCCUGCAGGACCAGCGGGACCAGGUGUUCCGGGCCUGGGUGCAGAAGCAGGAGAGGCUGCAGGCCAAGCAGCAGGAGGAGCUCUUCCUCAGAGAGUGCGGCCGCCUGGACGAGACCCUCGCAGCCCAGGAGGUCUCCCUGAAAACCAGUGCUCUGGGGAGCUCGGUGGAAGAGGUGGAGCGGUUGAUCCGCAAGCAUGAGGUCUUCCAGAAGGUCCUGGCUGCCCAGGAUGAGAAGGAGGCGGCUCUGCAUGAGCAGCUGAAGAUGCUCCAGGGCCCCGGGCUGCAGGACUCGCUUCACACCGUGCUGGAGCGUCGGGCCAGAGUGAAGGAACUGGCAGAAAGCCGGGGCCAGGCCCUACACGCUGCCCUGCUGAUAGCCCGCUUCGCUAGAGCUGCCACCCAGGCCGAGGACUGGAUCCAGGAGCGGGUCCAACAGCUGAAAGAGCCAAUCCCUCCUGGGGACCUGAGAUAUACAUUGAAGCACCUGCUGAAGCACCAGGCAUUUGAGGCUGAAGUCCAGGCCCAUGAGGAGGUCAUGACCUCUGUUGCCAAGCAGGGCAAGGCACUCCUGGCACAGAGCCAACCUUGGGCGGGAGAGGUCUCCCAGAGGCUGCAGAUGCUGCAGAAGCACUGGGAGAAGCUGAGGCAGGCAGUGGCCCUCCGGGGCCAGGACCUGGAGGACAAGCAAAACUUCUUGGAGUUCCUGCAAAGAGUGGACCUUGCAGAGGCCUGGAUCCAGGAGAAGGAGGUAAUGGUGAAUGUCGGCGACCUGGGCGAGGACCUCGAGCACUGUUUGCAGCUCUGCAGGCGGCUCCGCGAGUUCCGAGGAGCCUCGGCCAGGGACAUGGUGGGUGAUGCCUAUGUCAGGAGCAUCAAUGACCUGUCACUGCAGCUCAAGAACCAGGACCCUGAGGAAGUCAAGACCAUCUGCCAGCGGCGAAGCCAGCUCAACAACAGGUGGGCGAGUUUCCAUGGCAACCUGCUCCGGUACCAGCAGCAGCUGGAGGAAGCCCUGGAGAUACAUGCAUUGUCCCAAGAGCUGGACAAUGUCACUGAGCAGAUUAGGGAGAAGGACGCCCUGACCCGGGCCCUGGACCGCGGAGAGGACCUGGAGAGCGUGCAGCGGCUGCUGCGGAGGCGCGAGCUGCUGGAGCGUGAGUUGAGCCCCACCCAGGCCCAGGUGGAGUCCCUGGAGCGUGAGGUGAGCCGCCUCUGCCAGAGAAGCCCCAGGGCAGCCGGCAGCCUCAGUCACAAGCAGCGAGAGAUGAUGGACAGCUGGCGGCAGCUCCAGAGUGGGGUGCAGGAGCGGAGGGAGUCGCUGGAUGCCUCGUACCAAGCUCAGAAGCUCCAGGCCACACUGCAGGAACUGCUGCUCCAGGCCCGGAGGCUGCAGGCCGAGAUGGACGCGCAAGGCGCUCCCUGCAGCCCUGCGGAAGCCCGGCGCAUGUUAGAGGAGCAUGAGGAACGCAAGGCCGAGCUGGACUCCUGGACAGACAGCAUCCGCCUGGUCCAAAGCACUGGGCAGUGCCUGCUCACAGCUGGGGGCCCGUCCACCCCCAACAUUCGCCAGGCCCUGGCUGGUCUAGAACGGGAGCAGAGCAGCCUGCAAGGGGCCUGGCAGGAGCACCAGCUGCAGCUGCGGCAGGCCCUGGAGCUACAGCUGUUUCUGAGCUCCGUGGAGAAGACAGAACGUUGGCUGUGCAGCAAGGAAGCCUCCCCAGCCAGUGAGGGCCUGGGGGACCCCUUGGCCAAUGUGGAGACCCUCCUGUGGAAGCACAAGGUGUUUGAGCAGGACCUGGAGGCACAGACGGGAAAGAUCGGUGCACUGGAGGCCACAGCCCGCAGCUUGCACCAGGCUGGGCACCCCGAGGCCCAGCGUGCCCUGGGCAGGUGCCAGGCCCUGCUCCUGAGGAAAGAGGCACUGCUGGGCCGAGCCAGGACCCGGCGUCGCCGGCUGGAGGAGCUGCAGCAACUGCAGACUUUCCUGCAGGACUCCAACGAGGUGGCCACGUGGCUGAGGGAGAAGAACCUGGUGGCCCUGGACGUGCGCUGGCAGGACUCAGCCGCGCUGCAGGCGCAGUUGCGGAAGCAGCAGAGUUUCCAGGCCGAGGUGGAUGCGAGCCUGCGCCGACAGCAGGAGCUACAGACGGAGGGGCAGAGGCUGCUGCAGGGGGGCCACCCAGCCUCAGAGACCAUCCAGGAACGGCUGCAGGAGCUGGGAGAGCUCUGGGGUGAGCUACAAGCCAACUGCCAGAGGAAGGCGGCCACGCUCCAGGAGGCCUGCGAGGCCCUGCGUCUGCAGCGGAGCUUGGAGGAACUGGAGAGCUGGCUGGAGCCCGUGGAGGUGGAGCUGAGAGCCCCUUUCGGAGACCAGGCCCUGUCUGGGGUGGGCGAGCUCCUGGAGGCGCUGGGGGAGCUGGAGGCAGCAGUGGACAGGCAGGCCAGGCGGGCACAGGCCUUCGCACAGGGAGGCCACUGCCUCACCGGAGACACGGAAGAGCAGGCCCGGCAGCUGCUGCAGAGGUUCAAGCGCCUGCAGGAGCUGCUGCAGGAGCGCAGGACGGCCCUGGAGGCCCGGAGUCUCCUCUUGCAGUUCUUCAGGGAUGUGGACGAGGAGAUGGCCUGGGUGCAGGAGAAGCUGCCCCUGGCCACUUCCCAGGACUAUGGCCAGAGCCUGAGCACUGUGCAGCACCUGCAGGAGAAGCACCAGAACUUGGAGAGUGAGAUGAGCAGCCAUGAGGCUCUGGUGCGGGCGGUGGUGGGCACAGGGCACAAACUGGUGCAGGCUGGGCACUUCGCCGCCCACGACGUGGCUGCCCGGGCACAGCAACUGGAGAAGGCCGUGGAGCGCCUGCGAGCAGAGGCGGUGUGGAGGCGGCGGCUGCUGCAGCAGGCCCAGGAGGCCCAGCAGUUUCUGACGGAGCUCCUGGAGGCAGGGUCCUGGCUGGCUGAACGGGGCAGUGUCCUGGACAACGAAGACAUGGGUGUCACUGCCGAGGCCACACAAGCCCUUCUGCGGCGGCUGGAGGCCAUGAGGAGAGACCUGGAGGGGUUCAGCCUGCGCAUCGAGCGGCUGCAGCAGACGGCAGCACUCCUGGAGAGCAGACAGAACCCGGAAAGCCCGAAGGUGCUCGCCCAGCUGCGGGCGGUGAGGGAGGCCCACGGGGAGCUGCUGCAGAGAGCGGAGGGCAGGGGGCGAGGCCUGCAGCAGCAGCUGCAGCUGCACCACCUGGAGCGGGAGAGCCAGCUCCUGGACGCCUGGCUGACCACCAGGGUGGCUGCCGCCGAGUCCCAGGACUACGGGCAGGACCUGGAGGGCGUCAAGGUGCUGGAAGAGAAGUUUGAUGCAUUCAGAAAGGAAGCCCAGAGCCUGGGGCAGGCCAAGGUGCAGGCCCUGAGGGAACUGGCAGGCACCCUGGAAAGGGAAGCACCCAGGUGCUGUCCCCGUAUCCAAGCCCAGAGGAGCCACAUCGAGGCCACUUGGGAGAGGCUGGAUAAGGCAAUAAGAGCCCGCACAGAGAACCUGGCCGCAGCCCGCCAGGUCCGCAGCUUGGAGCAGGCAGCGGCCGAGCUCCAGGGCUGGGUGCAGGAGAAAGUGGCCCUGAUGGAGGGAGAUAACCGAGGCCACAGCCUGUCAUCUGUGCAGACCCUGCAGCGACAGCACUGGCGUCUAGAGAGGGAGCUGGCAGCUAUGGAGAAGGAGGUGGCACGGGUGCAGAUGGAGGCCUGCCGACUGGGCCAGCUACAGCCUGCGGCUCAGCGGGGCCUGGCGGAGCAGCUGGCCAAGGUGCAGGAGGCCUGGGCCACCCUGGAGGUGAAGGCCCAGGAGCGGGACCAGCGGCUGGCACAGGCUGCACAUGGCCAUGCCUUCCUCGGGCGCUGCCAGGAGCUGCUAGCAUGGGCUCGGGAGAGGCAAGCACUGGCGUCCUCUGAGGAGCUGGCUGGGGAUGUGGCCGGGGCUGAGCAGCUCCUUGGGCAGCACGAAUCGCUGGGGCGAGCCAUCAGGGAGCUCUGCCUUCAAGCCCAGGACGUGCUGCAGGAAGGGCAGCAGCUGGUGGAAAACGGCCACUUCAUGUCCCCGGAGGUGACAGAGUGUCUGCAGGAGCUGGAAGGGCAGCUACUGGAGCUCGAGGAGGCCUGGGCCCUGCGCCAGCAACACUGCAAGGAGAGCUGGGGCCUGCGGACGCUGCGCCAGGGGCUGGAGCAGGCCGAGGCCUGGCUGGCCUCCCGGGAAGGCCUCCUCCUGGAGCCCAGCUGUGGGCGCUCAGUGACAGAUGUGGAGUUGCUGCUCCGCAGACACCAGGACUUAGAGAAGCUGCUGGCUGCCCAGGAAGAGAAGUUUGCCCGACUACAGGAGAGGACAGAGAUGGAACAGAAGCUGCUGCAGCAGGUGCAGGGGCGGACACGCGGGAGAGUUGGCAGCCAGCUGCCACCCUUUCAGUGGAGGCCCUCAGGACACUGGGGGCCAGGAGCGUAGCUGGCUCAGACGAGGGACCUGCAGCCAGGUGAUGCAAAGGAUGUCCCCAUCAUGGAGGGGUCUUUGGAGCUUAAGCAGCAGCUCCUGUUGAAGGAGAGGCAGUCCAGCUCGAGCUCCUGGGACAGCUAUUAGGGGACCCUAAGGGGCAGCUCCCUGGGCCUGUUCCCAGAUGAGAGGGUGGCAGCGGAGAAAGCAGCUUCCACGGCCCCCCUUGACCUCACGGGAGCCCAGGGUGAGAGGCUGAGGGACCACCACGGCAGGAAACGCUCUUUCUCCCUCAGGCUGAGCAGCGGGGCGGAGAGCCUGCGUGCAGCACCGUCUGGAGAGCAGGCUUCGAGCUGGCAGCGAGCCCUGAGCAGUGCGGCAGCCCGGAGUCUGAGCCCCGAACUCAAAGCCAGACCUGUUGGCUUUCCGGCUGAGAGUGCCGCUGAGGAGUUGCCCAGCACGGCUGCCCUGCUCAGGUCUGGGCCUGGACGAGAAUCCCAAGGCCUCACAAGUGAGGACACCUCUAGGGGACCAGAAUGA